This is a messenger RNA of Chara braunii, 2081 nucleotides long. Lineage: Eukaryota; Viridiplantae; Streptophyta; Charophyceae; Charales; Characeae. The record is from the annotation of a GenBank genome assembly.
ACUGGAUAGAUCACUGUCCCAUAACUUAAUAUACGUAGAACGUUUCGUCCUUACCGGCCCUACUCGCCCAGACCUCUGCUUCUUAGCGACAUUACGUAAAGCUCUCUCCCAACGACACGUGUCCAGGGCUCCGAGGGCACAACGUAGUGAGAUUCCAGUACUUGGGUCCGCUGAAACUGACCUUUGGGCGUGCAGGGUAUCUAGGGUUUUGUGUUCACACGUUCACAUGCUUAUCGUGCUCGAGUAGCGAUUAGUUGCCGCUCUACUUAUGAAGCAACGAGCAACCUCAUAAUUGAACAGGUGGGAAGAUCGUGAUUGGUGCCAUCUCUAAUCGCCCCGUGGCCAUUGGCCCUGUCUCGCCAUUUGGUGGUAAUGGCGGCGGUGAGUCCCGCUGUGUGCGGCGCUGCAGCAACGGUGGCUGUCGAGCGAUCGCUAGUCAUUGGGUCCAGGUCAUUGCAUGUGGGUGAGAGUUGCGGCGGCAGGAAAGCAGGAGCGUCUAGUGCCAUUGUGCGAAAGGGGGCAGAGCUAGGGACAGCUCACAGGAGAGGGAGUGCAGCUCCAUUGCCCGCAUCAGGGCCUUCGACCGCUGGCCGUGUGGUCACUCCCUAUGCUGGUGCGGAAUGUGACAGAGAAUCAGUCACGACAGCAGGUCAUUCUACUCCUGCUACAGUUUCGCAGUCACAGUCGCCGUCUUCAUUGUCAUCGCCAUGGGCAUCUUCGUCUCCAAUGCACGAAGCCGGGGAGCCAACGAGCCGCAGGUCACUUCUGUCCUUGUCAGCUGUUUUGGCAACCAUGGGGUGGAUGGGCCCAUCUGGGACGGGGCUGUUCGUUGACCGGAACCAUACUGAUGGAAUGGCUAUGGCCGCUUCUCUGCCGCCAACCGACGAUCAGGACAUCAGACUGUGCAACAGGGAGUGUGAACGUGACCUGGAGGGGAUCCCCACUGUCACCAUGGAGUCUGGACUCCAGUUUAAGGACAUUGUCGCGGGCAAGGGUCCCCAGCCACCGAUCGGCUUCCAAGUGGCCGCACAUUAUGUGGCAAUGUUGCCAGAUGGCAAAGUGUUCGACAGCUCGCUGGAGAAGGGAAUGCCGUACAUUAUCCGUCUAGGUGCUCGGCAAGUGAUAGCCGGACUCGACGAGGGUGUGCAGUCCAUGAAAGUGGGCGGCAAGCGCCGACUGUACAUCCCUGGAAAUCUUGCCUUCCCCAAGGGGCUAGCAUCGGCGCCUGGCCGCCCUCGUGUGGCAGCAAAUAGCCCUGUUGUUUUCGAUGUGCAGCUGCUUUACGUACCAGGUCUUGAGGACAUAGAGGAGGAAUAAUAAAGCAGAUUAUCAGCCUUAAAUGUAAACAUACCAUGUAGUGUCUCAUCACAACAGACUUUGUAAAGUUACACAUACUAUGUGAUUUCUAGUCGCAUCUCUCUGCCCGGAGGUCAAGGGGAAGACAGACAAAAACACACACUCAACUUCCUUUCUUUAUCUCCACCUGAGUAUUUCUUUACGUUGUCUACUUUGCACACAUUCUGGCCUUUUCGCAUAUAAUUCUCUUCAGUGUCUAAAUGCAGCAUCUUUAAAAAUACUCAGUGCCUCUUUGUUGGGAGUGCCUGCAACACUGUUAUAGGGGGCUGCUGUCUUCAAGAUGCCUGUGUGCUGGUGGCGACAAACAUUCACCAGAUCGACUUCCUGCCUUUUGAUACACUCUGUACAGUUCUACUUAUGCUGUGAGACAGUGUGAGUAGGUGAUGAUCUGCUUUGGUCCUUGCUGUAUGCGUAUAGAUUGCCUUGUGAGUGCUGUGCUGCUGCCUUGCUGCCCAUCCAAUUGUGUUGUGUUGCUGCGUGUUCUGCUCCUUUGCCUUGCCUAUCUGCCUGCCUUGUUUUGCCGUGCUGCUCGGCCACUUGCCUUGUGUCGCCAUGCUGCUCGGCUGCUUGCCUUGUAUUGUCUUGCUACUCACUGCUGGGUCUUGUUGCUUGCCUGCCUGCUUGUCUCCCUUGCCCUGCCACCCGCUUACCAAUGUGAGGCACUUCCCUUUUUUUUUUUUCCCCUCUUGUUGAUACUUGCCUGGUUGCCGUGAUGCCCGCCCCGC